This is a messenger RNA of Raphanus sativus (radish), 1373 nucleotides long. Its product is annotated as probable methyltransferase TCM_000336. Gene Ontology annotation, molecular function: S-adenosylmethionine-dependent methyltransferase activity. The transcript has 4 exons. NCBI's taxonomy places the organism in Eukaryota, Viridiplantae, Streptophyta, Magnoliopsida, Brassicales, Brassicaceae. The coding region runs from base 168 to 1280 and encodes 370 amino acids. Gene Ontology annotation, biological process: methylation. The record is from RefSeq and is a predicted model, not a curated record.
UAUCUAUUGUUAAAUCCACAUAAUUUCCUCUCGAAAAGAAAAGGAAAAAAGUAUAGAUAAUGGAAGAUUGAGGUGACAGGCCAAAGAUUAAAGCACAUCUAAACACCAAAAGAACAAACCCUAACCCAAAACAUAAGUGAGAUUUUUAACAUUUUUUGGUCACUGAAAUGGAUAAGAGGGAUCUAGAAAGAGAGUUUCACAUGACAGGGGGAGAUGGGAAAACUAGUUAUGCAAGAAACUCUACCUUCCAGAAGAAAGCAUCUGAUCAAGCAAAACACAUAACACUAGAGUCACUGCAAGAACUCUACAAGGAGACCAAACCCAAGAGCUUAGGAAUAGCUGACUUGGGAUGUUCUUCAGGACCAAACACUCUCUCCACCAUUAGAGACAUCAUCAAAGCCGUAGAGUUUUCUCACAGCCAAGAGAUCCCAAGCCAGCCCUUGCCGGAAUUCAGCUUCUUCCUUAAUGAUCUCCCAGGAAAUGACUUCAACGCCAUAUUCAAGUCCUUGCCUGACUUCCACAUAGAGGUCAAGAGAGAUGCCAAGAACGGUGGAUGCCCUUCAAUUUUCAUUGCAGCAUACCCUGGAUCAUUCUAUGGAAGGCUCUUCCCUGAGAGUAACAUCCACUUUAUCCAUGCCUCUUACAGCUUACACUGGCUUUCUAAGAUUCCUCCAGCUUUGUAUGAUGAUCAAGGCAAGUCCGUAAACAAAGGUUGUGUUAACAUCUGCUCCUCGAGCCCUGAAGCUGUUUCCAAAGCUUACUACAGUCAGUUCAAGGAAGAUUUCUCCAUGUUCCUCCGGUUUAGAUCAAAAGAGGUGGUUGCUUCAGGCAGAAUGGUCCUGAUAAUGCUUGGAAGGGAAGGUCCGGAUCACGUGGAUAGAGGAAACUCUUUUUUCUGGGAACUUCUUGCUAGAUCCAUAGCUGAUCUUGUUGCACAGGGAGUAACUGAGGAAGAGAAGCUUGAUUCUUACGAAAUGCACUUCUAUGCCCCGAGUGCUGCUGAGAUAGAAAAUGAAGUGAACAAAGAAGGGUCUUUUGAAAUAGAGAAGUUAGAGAUGUUAGAAGUUGACAAGGAGAAAGGCGACGAGGAUGGUGUCAGUUAUGGUAAGGCGGCCGCAAAGACGGUAAGAGCGGUUCAAGAGUCAAUGCUUGCUCCACACUUUGGGGAAGACAUUCUUGACAAGCUGUUUGAUAUAUAUGGUAGAAUGGUCGACGAGGAGUUGGCUAAAGAAGACAUAAGACCCAUCACAUUUGUUGUUGUCCUGAAAAGGAAACCUUGAAACAUUGAAAUAAAACUUCUAUAUGUGUAUCAAAUGUUGGAUAUAUGAUAAUAAAACCAGAAAAAUCAAUUAAACAGAAGGAACAUUAUUGUU